Cylindrotheca closterium is the source of this 660-nucleotide messenger RNA. Lineage: Eukaryota; Bacillariophyta; Bacillariophyceae; Bacillariales; Bacillariaceae. The record is from the annotation of a GenBank genome assembly.
AUGCCUCCGUUGGAACAACACUUUGCCGAUUUGAACAUCGACAGCUCAACCACAAGUAACUUCCUCUCCCCAGAUCAUUGCACAUCCGCAAUAUCUCCAAAAAGGAAGCUACACAAUGAGACUCUUCGGUCCAAACAAGUCACAUUCCGCGACUCCGUGAAAUUUCGCUUGAUACCGUCUCAAAGUGAGAUCUCCAAGAAACAAAAACAACAGCUCUGGUAUUCUCCUUCAGAAUCAGCAAGUGUGAGAAGAGAAGCCAUCCGGACUGUUAGGAGGAUGUCCAAUAAGAUAUCAUUGGGCCCAAACGAGACGUCGAGGGGGUUGGAAACCAAGACACCCAAGGAACAUAGUGCCCACAUCGAGGAAAAAAGGCGCACUAUCCGCAUUGUCUUGAAAGAACAAUGGCGAAGCGCUCCAAACGAUAGGGAUGAUGAGUACAUUGCUGCUCUCUAUCGUCAUAACAGUCGGAAAGCCGUUCGUGAAGCCAUCCGACUUGCAGAGAUUGACGCGGCAGAAGUGUAUGGGGGGUCUAAUUCGGCUAUCAGGGGCAGUGGAACAAAGUUAAUGGUACAUCACAAUUCGUAUGAAUCACUCCGUCGCUCCGUCACCCGUGGAUCGGAUCUCAAUUUGGCAUCUUCGAAGAAUGCUACAUUCCAAUAA